This is a messenger RNA of Trichoderma atroviride IMI 206040, 1784 nucleotides long. Lineage: Eukaryota; Fungi; Ascomycota; Sordariomycetes; Hypocreales; Hypocreaceae. The record is from RefSeq and is a predicted model, not a curated record.
AUGGCAGAAGGUGGCCUUUUUUUUUUUUUUCUGAUUUAGGGAGUGAUAGAAAGGGCGGAAGGUUUAAAGGCAGAACUCUCAUAGUACACAGGGGGUGUUUUGUCUUUUUUUCUGGCAUAUCUGUGCAUGAGGCUGGCGACGAUGCUUGCGGUUUUGAGGGCGGAUUUUGAUAUCGGGUGAGGAGGGAGGUGUGGUAUUUAGAGCAUAUACAUAUAAGCCAUUAGUUGCGAAUGAGAGAUGCAAUAUACGAUGUCUAUAUGAACUAAAAAUAUUGCAUCAAUUUCUAAUGUUCUUAAUGGGAAGAAGCCUGGUCCCAAUACCCUUAUGAAGACUGCAAGUCCAGAUGAUUUCCUAGGCGGUGUAGUGCAUCUACCGAAUCGACCCGCUAAAGACGCUAAUGACGCAUACAAGCAUCAAUUCUUCAACCUGGUCACGCUAUCGAGAGUGUCACCCAUCUCCUCACAUCUCUCUAUUCCUUAUUCUGCUUACAAAACUGGUAAUAUCGUUGAGGUUUCUGGUUAGGCGUUUUUUUUUUCUUUCACCAUUUUCCAGAAGGAAUAAAGGCUUGGGUCCGAGUGUGAGUCACUGUGUCUUGCAAUAUAUUUCUGCCUGCGCCACUGUAUCACGUUUAGUAAGUUUUAGCGGAUGAAUCAUCCAUCGCGUGAAGGCUCUGUAUCAUAUGGAGACGACAGACAAUUAGGACUUGAGCUGAUGAGAAAAGGAACUGCGUUAAAGAUGAAUAGAUAAAGGACUCUAGGAAUCGUUUUUUUCUUGACUCUUCUUGUUGCUUUUAUUUGCAUUUACAAAGACGCAUAAACACUCUAUGAAUUCGACUUUGGAGUAAUCAUAAUGAACAUGGCAUCGCUGGGAAGUCUUCCCGGCGAUCUCAUCCUCGACAUCGCCCAGCAUCUUGAUACGGCUCGAGAUGUGGCCCAUCUGGGAGCCGUGUCGAAGCACGCCCACACCGUCAUGAACCAGAGCGGAUGGCGCAGCUUCGUGAGAGCCAAGUUCCCGUCCAUCAAUGUUGCGCCAGGAGCCUUGACAGGGUGGAAUGCCGUGGCAGACCGCUUGACGUAUCUGGACCGGUGCUGGGAUAGCCGUGGCUUUUCUUUGACCGUUUACGGGGAAAAGGCACCGGCACGGCCCAAGAGGAGGGAGUUUGCGAGGAGCAGGCAGUCGGUCAACUUCCACUCCGUCAUGGAUGCUACGACGCUCUCGUCAACGCAGGAGGAGAUGCUGGUGUACGGCGCGGGGGAAAACUUGGUGUUUCGACGCAAGGAGGACGUGGGCGCGAGAGGCAAAGACAGCUGGAGCAAGUUGGCGGGUCGUGAAGCUGGCUUUGCGGCUGGGACGGGCGAUGUGACAGCGAUAAGCAUUAUCCAGCGCCAACAAUUCCCCGAGGUGGUUGUUGGGAGAGCCACAGGGGAUCUUCAGCUUUUAUCUGCCAAAGACGAGACUUUAUCGGAUGCGUCUCAAAAGUUUGCGCCUGCGUACGACGUAAAUGACACGUCCAAAACGCCAUUGACGCGGAGAUCUCCCGGCCAAAGAGCGGUGUCGUGGACGGAAUGGCAGCCCAGCGGUCAACUUCUGGCGAGCUGCAGAAGCUCAGACUUGACGCUGUACAAUCUUUCUGAUACUGAAGAGGCGGCGCUCAAACCUAUACUCUUCUACGACGUGUCCAAAGACAGCGCUGCAGAUGAGAUUUCGCUCUUGCGCAGCGUCAAGUUCAUGAGCCAGGAUGUGGUAGCUUGUGGACUCGGUGGCUGCAGUGAUCCCCUGAGAUG